GUCGAUUACCCGAAAGACCCACCAUCUGUAAGGCUGAAAAAAUCUCCAUCCGUCCUCCCCUCUCUGCAACAGAAAUUUCUAGAGCUGCUCUUCGUACCGCUCCAUCGAGGAGUACUGCCUCUCUUACACGCCCAAAGCUAGAAACUCCCAAUGAUCAAACUAGCCGCGUCGGCCUUUUUCGCUGUAACCACUACCCUCACUCUGUUCUGCUCCUUCCCUUCCCCUCCGAAAUCAUUCUACCACUCCCUCUUCCUAUCGGCCUCCAUCUCCGACAAUGCCUCCGUGGCCCACCACCUCUACACCCUCACCCGCCGCCCCCACGUGGCGGGGACGCCCGCCAACGCGGAAGCAGCAUCCUACGUCCUAUCCACCCUCACGUCCUACAACGUCCCAGCCCACAUCGCCUCCUACGACGUCCUCCUCACUUACCCGAUCUCCCGCUCCCUGACGCUCACCCGCCAACCCCCUGAGCCGGCGGUAAAGUUCAUCCUGCGCCAAGAGAUCUAUGAUGGAGAUCCCUAUGCCGAUGUGGCCCAUGAAGUAUUCCCCACCUUUCAUGGGUAUGCCAAGUCCGGAACUGCCACUGGACCCGUGGUUUACGCCAAUUAUGGGCGAGUUGAGGACUACGAGACAUUAAAAGAAAUGGGAGUGAAUGUUACGGGUACAGUAGUAUUGGCGAAAUAUGGGCAGAUAUAUAGAGGAGAUAUUGUGCAUAAUGCAUACGAGGCAGGGGCAAUAGGGACGAUCAUAUAUACUGAUAGGAAGGAUUACGGUGGUGGAGGGGGCGGUGUGCGGUGGUUCCCGGAUGACAGGUGGAUGCCGCCGAGUGGGGUUCAAGUGGGGUCGGUGUACACAGGGACCGGUGAUCCGGCGACACCGGGAUGGCCAAGCACGAAAGGAAGUGAGAGGCUCUCAUAUGAAGAAAUAGAGAGGGAAGGGGAUGUUCCUCUGAUACCUUCGCUGCCAGUGUCAGGAGCUGAUGGUGAGACUAUAAUGGGGUCGCUUGGUGGUCAGUUGGCAAAAGAUGAUUGGCAAGGGAGCAAAGAUGCUCCUCCAUAUAGGGUUGGACCGGGGCCUGGGAUCCUGAAUCUCACUUAUUCUGGAAAUCAGACAAUAGAAACAAUAGAGAACGUUAUUGGAGUGAUUGAAGGAGCAGAAGAACCUGAUAGGUACGUUCUGCUAGGCAAUCAUCGGGAUGCAUGGACAUUCGGAGCAGUUGAUCCUAAUAGUGGUACUGCAGCACUGUUGGAGGUUGCACAAAGGCUAGGAAAGCUACUAAAAAAGGGGUGGAGACCUAGAAGAACAAUCAUCUUCUGCAAUUGGGAUGCUGAGGAAUAUGGCUUGGUAGGGUCAACUGAAUGGGUAGAAGAAAACAGAGCACUGUUAGCUUCAAAGGCUGUCGCUUACCUGAACGUUGAUUGCGCAGUAUCAGGUGCAGGAUUCCAUGCCGCUUCAACUCCACAGCUUGAUCAACUGCUCAGACAAGCUGCUCAGCAGGUUCAAGAUCCAGAUAACUCAUCCCAAACCAUAUACGAAUCUUGGGCUGGGCAAAGCAAAUCUUCCCCCAUGGUUGAUCGGUUAGGAGGCGGUGGAUCAGACUAUGCAGCUUUUGUUCAGCAUGUUGGUGUCCCAGCAGCAGACUUAUUUUUUGGAGGAGGAUACCCAGUAUACCACUCUAUGUACGAUGAUUUUGUUUGGAUGGAAAAGUAUGGCGACCCAAUGUUCCACAGACAUCUUGCAGUGGCAAGCAUUUGGGGUCUCAUAGCUCUCCGUCUAGCGGAUGAGGAAUUUCUACCUUUCGAUUACCUCUCGUAUGCAUCUGAACUUCAGGAAAGUGCAAAGGAUUUAGAAGAUGAGCUCUCAGAUAAGGGGCUGAACCUCAUCCCCUUGUUUAAGGCCAUUGAGGAUUUCAGAGGAGCAGCCACCAAAAUAAACAUUGAUGUAGAGGCGAUAAAAGAAAGCAGUAGCUGGUCAUCAAUAUGGAAAGAGUACCGUAUGAGAGUAAGGGAGCUGAAUGACAGAUUAAUGAUGGCGGAAAGAGCAUUUGCAGACCCUGAUGGACUUUUCGGAAGGUCGUGGUAUAAGCAUUUGAUUUAUGGCCCUUCAAAGCAUAAUGAUUAUGGAAGUAAAUCCUUCCCUGGAAUAGAUGAUGCUAUUGAGGAAGCAAAGAAAGCCAGCACAUCAGACUCAUGGCAUUCUGUACAACAUGAGAUAUGGAGAGUCUCUAGGGCUGUCAAGCAUGCCACACAAGUGCUCAGUGGCAAACUCACAUGAUAAAGCAAAGUCUUUCAUGUACUCCAUAAACUUUUCAUAAAGUAGGAUAGGCAGUUUUAGUGAAGUCCAAACUAUGAUGGUGGUCUUUAUCUAAUGACCACCAGUACAACUCUUAAUCAAAAGAAACCGUUGUUAUUGCGAUGACUUACUCUAAGCUGAGUAACACACUAAUUUUGUUACCCAUAAUGCGAAAUGCAGAGCAAAGGGCUUCUAAAUC
Molecule: messenger RNA, 2491 nt
Organism: Eucalyptus grandis
Lineage: Eukaryota; Viridiplantae; Streptophyta; Magnoliopsida; Myrtales; Myrtaceae
Product: probable glutamate carboxypeptidase LAMP1
Exons: 12
Coding region: 151-2274 (707 amino acids)
Molecular function (GO): carboxypeptidase activity
Source: RefSeq, a predicted model, not a curated record